UUCAUUCCACGAUGAAAUUAGAGAAAUGCAACACAACAAAGCAGUCUCAAAACGUUCGCCCAUUCGUUUGUUGACUCCGUUCAUAGACCCUGAGGGAAUCAUUCGAGUAGGGGGGAGACUGAGGCUUUCAGACCAGCCAUUCCUUGUCAAACAUCCUGCAUUACUGCCAAAUAACCAUCCUAUAUCCCGGCUUGUUGCUAAAUCCUUCCACCUAAUGCUCAUUCACGGUGGCGGCCGCGUAACUCUGGCUGCCAUGCGAGAGAAAUAUUGGCCAGUGCACGGUCGACGACUUGUCCAAAGUGUCAUUCGCAGCUGCUACCGAUGUGCCCGAGCCGAUCCCGCAACGACAGCCCAGCAGAUUGGACAGCUUCCUUUACAUCGAAUCACGCCCAGUCGACCGUUUGCCAUUUCUGGAGUCGAUUACGCUGGACCCGUGUAUCUGAAGCCGAUACAUAAACGAGCCGCUGCAAUGAAAGCAUAUAUUUGCAUCUUCGUCUGCUUCUGCACCAAGGCGGUGCAUAUCGAGCUGGUGAGUGACUUGUCGACGCAGGCCUUCCUUUCCGCACUUCGCCGUUUCAUCGCUCGCCGAGGACAUCCUUCCGCAAUAUACUCGGACAACGGGAAAAAUUUUGAAGGCGCCGCCAAUGAGCUGGAAGAGGUAUACCGAAUGCUGCAGGACGAAACUCAGAUAAACCAGAUCACGUCUGACACCACUUGCGAAAGAAUUACAUGGCACUUUAGUCCACCGAAAGCACCACACUUCGGAGGGCUUUGGGAGGCGGCGGUAAAGGUGGCCAAGCGCCAGCUGUACCGACAACUCGGAAACUCUAAGUUGUCCUUCGAGGAUCUGACCACCGUGCUGAUGCAGAUAGAGGCGAGCAUGAACUCGCGGCCCAUCGUUCCGUUGAGCGAGGAUCCAAACGACUUAGCUGCAAUAACUCCGGCUCAUUUUUUAAUCGGGAGUACUAUGCACUCUUUAGCAGAACCGAAUCUUUGCGGAAUAUCACUAAAUCGACUAGACCACUACCAACGUCUUCAGCGCACAUACCAGCAAUUCUGGCAUCACUGGAGGACAGAGUAUCUGCAAGAGUUACAACGGGACACCAAAACUUGUAAACCUAACACCGACGUACGGCCAGGAAGAUUAGUUGUUCUGAUGGACGAGAUGCAGAUCCCGGUGAAGUGGCCGCUUGCCAGAAUAAUUGCCAUUCAUCCCGGGCAAGACGAUCUAGUGCGAGUCGUAACACUGCGUACCAAUCGAGGAAUCAUCAAGAGGCCAAUCACCAAGAUCUGCUUGCUUCCGCUGGAAGAAAGGGAUGCCGAGCUACCUCACGGAGGCGAUCAACCCACAACCCACCCUGCGGAAACCCAAAAGGAUCACACUGGAGAAGAACUCUAAAUUUAUUAUACUUGAAUUUUUUUUAUAUAACAUUGUAAUAUCUAUAAUUAGUAACCAUUAGGAAAUUUGAAAUCUAUAUUUCAAGGUGGCGGCGAUGUUGCAACACUGAUGCCACAGAUCAAUGUUGCGCUGUGCUAUAAAAAUGAUCGUUCGACUGAGUGGACGAGCCCAAUCACUUACAGACGCGAAACCACUUGCACCACCACAAGCGCGCAAUGUAAGUGAUAAGGUUCUAUCACUUCUGCUGCCCACCAUCUCGAUCAGUUCUGUUAGUACCAUCGAGUCGAUCACACGUUUGUUGUACUGAACAGGUUUAGUUAGAGGCUAGUGAAAUAUAUAUAUCUAAACCAUCAAUUAAAGUUUUUGGCGAGCAAGUAAAUUGCCUUGUUAUUAGUGAGGUUUGAUGUGACAUCUGGACAUCCGAAACCCUGCUUGCUGUUCGUCAAUCGAAAAACUCGGCUUGGGCUAUUUUUUACUCACCGAUGAAUAGCCGCAUGUGCUACUGCUGGUUGAUCAAUUUAAUUGCAUGAUUGCCCGUACCGUCGUUCUAUCAACCAUCCCUGGUAUUUCCCAGCCUAUUUCGAUCCGGUCACAACAAUAACUAUCUUAAUGUGAUUUGUACCAAAUCUGCUCACUGACGAAUGCGAACGGGAGGAUCGUCGAUCUUGUAUCGUAAACAACACGGAUGACGCAGAGCUGCUUGAACCUCUAACUGCUAUUCUCAAAGACGAUCCUUACCACAAACCUGCAAUUAGA
Topomyia yanbarensis is the source of this 2155-nucleotide messenger RNA. RefSeq lists its product as uncharacterized. NCBI's taxonomy places the organism in Eukaryota, Metazoa, Arthropoda, Insecta, Diptera, Culicidae. The transcript has 2 exons. Gene Ontology annotation, molecular function: nucleic acid binding. Bases 26 to 1399 code for a protein of 457 amino acids. Gene Ontology annotation, biological process: DNA integration. The record is from RefSeq and is a predicted model, not a curated record.